This is a messenger RNA of Branchiostoma floridae (Florida lancelet), 2437 nucleotides long. RefSeq lists its product as uncharacterized. Lineage: Eukaryota; Metazoa; Chordata; Leptocardii; Amphioxiformes; Branchiostomatidae. The transcript has 10 exons. Bases 223 to 1722 code for a protein of 499 amino acids. The record is from RefSeq and is a predicted model, not a curated record.
UUUGAGUGGUUUCGCCCUAGCAACUUCCUUCGCAACAAACAUUGUCCGCCAUUUUGAAAGGGACUUCAUAAACAAGAUUUGCAACUGUCUUCGGACAGCUCUGAAAAAAUGUGAUCAAAAGUUUUAUUUCAAACUUUUAGAAGACAUCGGAGCAACCUAUUUCAUACGGUUUGAUUCCGGCAAAGAGAACAAGAGGGAAACCGUUUGUUUUGUUGAGUACGGAUGAGCACAUCGACCAAGAUGUCUCGAGCAGCGAUGUCCAAGUCGAGGGCUGAUAAAACUCGUGGCGCUUCUCAGCCCCAACCUGUAGUCACGAACGACGUGGUUCCCGGCAGGUUUACUGAACCUGACUGGACUGGACUACUUGACAGAGAAGAUGGGGAGGAGUUUAUCAUGGACUGUGUGGAGGAGGUGGUUAACAGUGCCAUGGAUGAGAUCUACAGAAGAUAUAUCCAGAAACAGCUUCUUCCAUACACAGUCAUACAGGCCAAGGAUGCCAUUCUACAAAUUAUUGAGUGGCAGUUCCUUGCGAGAGAUGAGGGAGAAGGAGAAGUUCUUCAAGACCCUUCAUGGGAAGAAGAUGAUGAACCCCUCCCACCAGUGACUGACUCCUGGGCCCAAGGUUCUGUACCCACCAGGACCAAACCUGAACCAGCCACUUCAGACAAGUCCGACAGCCGACCAGCAUCUCAGGCUGGGUCCAGACCAGGGUCUGCCACUCAGGAGAAACAACCGGAAGUGGAGACAACAGUAGAAGUAAAGCAAGAACCCAAGGAAGCUGUGAAAGAGAAACCCAAAACAGAAGUGCAGAAAAAGCCAGUUCCUCCACAAAAGCCGAAGACAAAGUUUAAACCUCAUAGAGGACCCCUGGGUACUCCUGGUCUGAAGGAGAUGACAAAGUCACUCGAUGAGACUGAGUCAGAAAUCUUGAGGUCUGAAGAGUCCAUGAGGUUUCCUCCUGAACCAGUGGAAAGCCCACUUCUUAAGAUGCCUUCUUCAUGUCACAACAUCUUGAAGGUUCAGGCUGGGAGACCACCAGGGAACAGAGAUAUCGUGUACGACCAUGAAGGCAGGGUCAUCAAUGUCAUCAGGAUUAAUCCAGACAGGCUUCCAACGCACAGAGUAAAAACACAAUUCCAGAUUGUUGAUCCUCAGCUUGAGAAGGCCCAGGCCCAUGUCAUGGCUGUGAGAGCAGGAAAGAUAUCGUCUCUCAAGAUGAAAAAGAAGCCAACAAAACUGAGCACUGGUUACAUAGUACCUGGGAGUUCUACUGAACCAGCUACACAGGCUAGAGUACACGGUGUGACAGCCAUCCACCCAUCUGUCAGACAUAGUGUCAUUACAGGAACAUCAGCUGCCUCCACGAGGAAACUACCAGGGGAGUUGGAUGACAUUGAGGAAGUCAAGGCUGCACCUGUAACCCCCUUGCCGCCCCCACUGAUUGAGUCCAUGGAAGUGUCCCCUGGUGUCACGGUCAGAGAGGGCAGCCGAAUCAAGAAGGGCCCUCGUCAGCUUCCGAGGAAGUAUGACAUCAUCACACCAACAACUCAGCACGCUCUCCGACCACUGACGGACUCCUCAAAGAUAAACCCGGAGGUCCUUGUGCAGGAGAUUCUUGCGAGAAGAUCGCCCAUCUUACGCCCCCUCUCACCGUCUCGGCCUGUCCCACCCAUUGUCCCUCACCCCCCUAACAAACAGCCUGGCAUUACCACACAGGACUAAGUGGUCAAAGUUCAUGUAUCUCUUUAACAUGAUACAAAAGUGGCCUCUGUAACACCUCAGAACAAUAUCUAUAUGUUUUUGACUCUGUUAGUACAUCCCUAUGGCCAUCUGUACUUUUCUGAUAUGACAAUGAGUUUUUCUCGGAUAAGACCAUCCACCUUGAUGUAAGUCAGUGUGUUUAUUAUAUACAGAUGGGCUUAGAUGCCAAUCAAGAAUAACUAACAUUAUAUCAAUUAUUACAAGACAGCAGGGAGACCCAAGUUGGCCAAAAUUUAGACAUUUAUGUUUGUCCAUCUUUUCAUGCUGUUUUGGGAAUGUCUUGGGAAAUUGUCAUAUGUGAGAAAGAAAAUACUCAUGACAAGUCAGUAUGUGUGUAAAGAAGAAUUUCUCCCUUCCAAGGUAGCCUAAAAUUGAACUGGUUAUGGGUAUAUGGCUUGUAGUUGAAAACAAAGCUCUUUUCAGGAGCAUUUGCAAUCAAUUUGACUGCACUAACGAAUUUCAUAAUAGAGCUUAAUAAUAUGUACAAAUGUAAUUUUGAAAUGUACAGUGUUUUGAGGCAUUUAUAGCACUUGUUGACUAAAUACUGUGUUGCUAUUGUCACCAUAGUCAAGAAUUCUGAUUUUGUACUUUGUACACUAUUUUAUAAGGCAACAUUUUGCCUGUUGUAAGUAUCAUAUACUAGGAACAAUGCACAUUUUUCAGAUUAGACAAACUC